CUUUGGCAUUCUCUACUUAGGCAUCCCAGUGGUCAUUCACUGCACCCCUGGUGCGUCGAAGCCUAAUUCGACGAUUGGUUCAUCCUGACCUCUUUCUCCUGAGGGAGCAAGCAUUUUCACGACGACAAACGUAUCAUGGCGGCAACAACAAGGAGCUCUGGCGGCUGCUGGACUUGCCGGCUUCGGCGCAAGAAGUGUGACGAUGAACGUCCAAUUUGCAAGGGAUGCCUCGCCCUCGAGAUCGAUUGCCUUUACAGCGACGACAAACCGGAAUGGAUGGAUGGCGCCGAGAAGCAGAAGCGCAAGGCCGACUGGCUCAAGAAGGAGGUCAAACGAAGGGCCGCCCAUCGGCGAGAGCGCCGGUAUCUGCAAGGUCUCGAUGUGAGGCUCGAAUCCCUCGAUGCGUCCCUUACCGACGGCAGCGACAUGGCGGCAGCCAAAGACCUAAUCAAUGCCGCCCCGCCAUCUUCUAGCGCCACGACUUCCUCAACGUCUCAUUCCAUUGUCCAGGACUCAACGCCGAAAUCCGGCUCCGAUAGUGCAUUGGCCGAUUCCUUAACGUCGGCUUCAUCUCCAGACGAGCAUGCAGGCGGUCUUACCUCGUCCUGCACGCAACAUCGGGCAAGAUUAUCGCAAGAAGCAGAGGCCCACUCGACCAUGAUGUACCUGGAUUAUGUCUUCCCCUUCUUGUUUCCCUACUAUCGGCCCUCGUUCGCAGAUGUUGGGCGGGGCUGGCUUCUCGUUUUGCUGAAUAAGAACAACGCGCUGUUUCACUCUGCCCUCAGCCUAGCGGGCUAUUUCCAUGCCAUUGUUCUCGGCCACAUCCAAUACGCACCUUCGGAGUGCCACUCCCAUAAUCUGGAAGCACUCCAAGAACAGCAAGGGUUGGCCCUAAAAUGGCUGCAGCGCGAAAUGCAAGAUAUUGUUACCCGCGGAGUGAAAAGCAACCUUGCCGAAGCGAACCGUGUAAUGGCGAGCAUCAUCCAGCUGAUGACGGGCGACAUCGCGACUGCGAAGAUGGGCAACUGGACCAUGCAUUUGGGCGCUGCAACAGAACUCUUCAACGAGAUCAUGAAACACCACGCCAUGACAGAGGACGGCCAUGCUUGCUUCAUUAAGGUCCUUCUCCAACUGGGCUCGAGGCCUUUCGCGUGGACCCCAAAGCACCAUCCAUGGGGUUCGGAUCAAGCCAUAUUGCGCUUUUUCACUGCCCAACUUCUCUUCCUCGAUACCCUCGCGAGCACCGCGUUGCAGCAGCCUCCGAAACUUCAACAGUGGCAUCACAUUUUGUUGAUGGUCCCUGACGACGAAACCCUAAAGCACAUGCCCGAAAGUGAGAAAGAGCAAACCUUACCUCACAUCAACCUUCAAGAGUUUGUCGGGGUGGAAAACUGGGUCAUUGUCUCCAUCGGGGAGAUAGCCACUCUCGACUCAUGGAAGAAAGAGAUGAAGGGCGCGGGGUCGCUGUCCGUCGCUCAGCUCGUCGCCCGCGCCUCAGCAAUAGAACAGAGACUCCGGACGUCGAUAGAGACACUCGGGGUUACUAUCAAUUACCACAGCCCCCCAUCGGUCGAUGGGCCCCAGCAUCUUCUGCAAUAUUUCGCCGGCAGCUUCUCCCCGCAAAUGAUGCAUGAUACCACCUUGAACUCUCGAAUCUGGGCACAGGCAGCGAUCACAUACCUCAGCGUCGUGCUUUCCGGAUGGCAACCAUCGUGCCCGGAGAUCCGAAGUUCCGUCACAGAAACCAUCCAACUAUUGCUGAGCCUUCCAAGCCCAGACUGCUUGCGGACGCUCGUGUGGCCUUUCACCAUCACCGGCUGCUUGGCCUCCCCAUGCCAAGAACAAACCUUCCGAGACCUGGUAGCGGGCAUGGGGCCGUUGAAGGUAUUUGGCACCAUCCGGGAGGGCCUUGCCAUUAUGGAAAAGGUCUGGGAGCGUCGUGCCGAUAUCGACGAGAACCCAGAUCAUUGGGACCUUGCGGUUUCGCUCAAGAGUUUGGAGCAGCCGGCUCUGUUGCUGUGAACCGAAGCUGUUGGCUCUGUAAUCAUAGUUAGGCGACGCACCCUCGUGCUAAAUAAUGUAGU
Chaetomium fimeti is the source of this 2084-nucleotide messenger RNA. Its product is annotated as fungal-specific transcription factor domain-containing protein. Bases 136 to 2022 code for a protein of 628 amino acids. The record is from RefSeq and is a predicted model, not a curated record. Gene Ontology annotation, biological process: regulation of DNA-templated transcription. Gene Ontology annotation, molecular function: DNA-binding transcription factor activity, RNA polymerase II-specific; zinc ion binding. The transcript has 2 exons. NCBI's taxonomy places the organism in Eukaryota, Fungi, Ascomycota, Sordariomycetes, Sordariales, Chaetomiaceae.